CUGCUCCCCAGACUGCUGGGAGUCGGCGACCGCGGUGACCAUGGCGCGCGCGCUGGCGGAUCUAGCCGUGAACUUGCAGAUCCCCCGGGUCGUCCCCAGCCCGGAUUCGGACUGGGAUACAGACUCGGAAGAGCCGAGUCCCCGGCGCAGCGCGGGUGGCCUGCACCGAUCACAGGUCAUCCACAGCGGACACUUCAUGGUGUCCUCGCCGCACAGUGACUCUCUGACCCGGAGACGCGACCAGGAGGGGCCGGUGGGCGUCGCCGACUUCGGGCCGCGCAGCAUCGAUCCGACCCUCACCCGCCUCUUCGAGUGCUUGAGUCUAGCUUACAGUGGCAAGCUGGUCUCUCCCAAGUGGAAGAAUUUCAAAGGCCUCAAGCUGCUCUGCCGGGAUAAAAUCCGCCUCAACAACGCCAUCUGGAGAGCCUGGUACAUUCAGUAUGUGCAGCGGAGGAAGAGCCCGGUGUGUGGCUUCGUGACCCCUCUGCAGGGAUCUGAAGCGGAUGAACACCGGAAACCCGAGGCUGUGGUUCUGGAGGGGAAUUACUGGAAGAGGCGCAUCGAGGUGGUGAUGAGGGAAUAUCACAAGUGGCGCAUCUACUACAAGAAGCGGCUCCGUAAGUCCAGCAGGGAAGGGGAUCUCCUGGCUCCUAAGCAGGUGGAAGGUGGGUGGCCACCACCAGAGCGAUGGUGCGAACAGCUCUUCUCCAGUGUGGUACCUGUGCUGCUCAGGGGCCCUCAGGAGGAGCCCGGUGGGCGGCAACUCCUGGACCUCGACUGUUUUUUGUCUGAUAUCUCCGACACUCUCUUCACCAUGACACAGCCCAGCCCCUCAUCCCUGCAGCUGCCCCAAGAAGAUGCUUAUGUUGGCAAUGCUGACAUGAUCCAGCCGGACCUGACACCAUUGCAGCCCAGCCUAGAUGACUUCAUGGAGAUAUCAGAUUUCUUCACCAACUACCGGCCCCCACAGACGCCCACAUCUUCGAACUUCCUGGAGCCCCCCAGCUUCGGCCCCAUGACUGACUCUGUCUUUGGCAGUGGGAUCUUGGGUCCUGAGGUGGUGCCCCCAGCCUCUUCCUCCUCCUCCUCCUCCUCCUCCUCCUCCUCCUCUGGGAUGCCCCACCUCUUAGGGAAUACCCGCCUACAGACUCGGAACAGCUGCUCUGCAUCCCUGGACCCCAGUACCUACUUGAGCUCUGAAUUUCUCCUUCCUGAAGAGCCCAAGACCAAGCUUCCCCAUGCUCCUACAGCACCUCCCUUCCUCCCAUAUCCAACCCCUGUCAAGACACAGGGCCUGGAGCCCUGCACUGCACCCCCAUUCCCCACAAUGGCACCACCCCCUGUUUUGUUGCCAGAAGAGCCCCUCUUCUCAGCCAGAUUUCCCAUCCCCACAGUCCCUCCAGUUCUGGGAGUGUCCCCUCUGCCUGUGCCCACUACCUUCCCUCCCCCUCCACACCCUGGCCCUGGCCCUGCCCCUCCCCACUUCCCCAUAGACCAUCUGCCCCAUGGGUACCCAGAACCAGCCUUUGGGCCACACUUUACCAUGCCUCAGAGUGUGCAGCCCAAACACAAACACCCUGCCUCAUCCCCUGGGGGACGGAAAGCCAGUCCUCCCACCUUGGCCCCUGCCACUGCCAACCCAACUACCACUGCCAGAGACAAUAACCCUUGCCUUACCCAGCUGCUCAGGGCAGCCAAACCUGAGCAAGGCCUGGAACCACCGAUUGUGCCCAGCACCCUUAUCCGGCCCGCAGGGUCCCCGCAGGAGACGGUCCCUGAAUUUCCCCGUGCCUGCUUCCCUCUGAUUCCCGCCCCUACACCACCCCAGCCACCACUGGGCCCAGCCACAUUGGCCCCUCCGAGGUCCCUGAUUGUCCCCAAAGCGGAGCGGCUGUCACCCCCAGCACUUGGCGGCAAUGAGCGGCGAUUGUCAGGGGAACUCAACUCCAUACCACCCCCUGGGGCACCAGGUGUCCGAGUGUCUCCCCCUCAACCCAUCCUAAGCCGAGGGCGUGCAGACACCAAGAUGGAGAACCGGCGCAUCACACAUAUCUCUGCAGAGCAGAAGCGGCGUUUCAAUAUCAAGUUGGGAUUUGACACCCUUCAUGGACUCGUGAGCACACUCAGUGCCCAGCCAAGCCUCAAGGUGAGCAAAGCAACCACGCUGCAGAAGACUGCAGAAUACAUCCUAAUGCUGCAGCAGGAGCGGGCAGCUAUGCAGGAGGAGGCACAGCAGCUGCGGGAUGAGAUUGAGGAGCUCAAUGCUGCCAUCAACCUGUGCCAGCAGCAACUACCAGCCACUGGGGUGCCCAUCACACACCAGCGCUUUGACCAGAUGCGGGACAUGUUUGAUGACUAUGUCCGGACUCGCACGCUGCACAACUGGAAGUUCUGGGUAUUCAGUAUCCUCAUCCGGCCUUUGUUUGAGUCCUUCAAUGGGAUGGUGUCCACUGCAAGUUUGCACAGCCUCCGUCAGACCUCACUAGCCUGGCUGGACCAGUACUGCUCCCUGCCUGCUCUCCGGCCAACUGUUUUGAACUCCCUUCGCCAGCUCAGCACAUCCACCAGCAUCCUGACCGACCCAAGCUGCGUGCCUGAGCAAGCCACACGAGCAGUCACAGAGGGAACCCUGGGCAGGCCAUUAUAGUCCUGGAGAGACCUGCUGGGCUCCAGGGACAACUUGUGGGCACUCCCCUCCUGACCCUAACCCUGGCUGGCCCCUUUCCUGAGAAUCAAGCAGCUCCCAAGUCUACACUCUUCACUUCUGGGGACAGACUCGAGAGCUGGGUUCCUGUUCCUGUGUUACACUAAUCUGUGAUCUCCAGUGACUGGCAGCCCAUCUUUGGGCCUCCGUUUGUAACAGAGGACCCCAAGGCAUUAACAGCUAUGACACUUGGGGACCUAAGCAUGCCACUCAGGGAGCUCAGAGGAGGGAAGAGGUCAACUCUAUUUCCUUGUCACUCCUAGCUGCUCUCCGACAAAGGGCAGUGGCCUCAGUUCCUGACCAGGGAGGCAGAGCAGGAGCUCCCCUCUCUCUGCCCCUGCACCAAUGAUAUGGACUGAAGGAUGGCUUUCUCUGGGUGAGGCCAGCGAGGUCUGAUGUUGGGAGACACCAAGGCAAGGGGUCACUGGAGCAGGGCAGGCAUCUUGCAUGUAUGUAGAUGUUUGUGUUUGUACAUGGAUUUUAUAAGAUUCUUGAUCAAUAAAAGCAAAAACUGUU
Messenger RNA from Nannospalax galili (Upper Galilee mountains blind mole rat), 3220 nucleotides. RefSeq names its product MLX interacting protein like (gene Mlxipl). Bases 41 to 2647 code for a protein of 868 amino acids. Gene Ontology annotation, molecular function: DNA-binding transcription factor activity, RNA polymerase II-specific; RNA polymerase II cis-regulatory region sequence-specific DNA binding; protein dimerization activity. NCBI's taxonomy places the organism in Eukaryota, Metazoa, Chordata, Mammalia, Rodentia, Spalacidae. Gene Ontology annotation, cellular component: nucleus. The record is from RefSeq and is a predicted model, not a curated record. The transcript has 17 exons. Gene Ontology annotation, biological process: regulation of transcription by RNA polymerase II.